ACAUGGAGUAAUGGUGUAAUAAUCUAUAUUAAAUACGUUCUGUAGAUCUGAUGUUAUUGAAAGAAUAUAGAUUGAUUUUAAGUACAAUCAUUUAGAUAGUCUUGGAAAUUCCUACGAGAUCCACUACUGAAAAAAAAACCGUAGGUACCCACCAGAUAUGAUUAACUUUCCAGUAAAUAAUUGAUUGGUUUUGAGAGUAAAUUUGCGAAUAUAUCUUUGAUAAACACUAACUAGUUGUUCAUAUUAAUAAGAAUAUGAAUCAUCAUUUGAAUGUUACUAAUGGUUGCUAAAAAGCGAACGAAAAUUUAUAUCCGCGAAUUCAAAUUAAAAAAAUUACUUGUCUGCAUGAUCUCAGUUUAAUAAAUUUUACUAAUGAAAUAUUUUGACAAUGCACAAAAUAUGCAAGUGGUUCUAAAGCACAGAAGUAACCAGAUCGUUCUAGAAAUGAAGUUGGUUAUUAUAUAAGGAAUCGGAGUGGACCAGAUUGUUUGAAUAUUUCAUUUUUUUUUCAUUAUCAAACAAAAAACAAAAUAUAAAAAUAAGAAAAUGGGAUUAAGAAGUACUUUAAAACUUGUUAACGCUAGAGAACAGGCUGAAGGCGCUGGUGCCAGAGUCAGAAGAUCAAUUGGGACUUCUGAGAUGAGAAGCUUCAACCCAUUUUUGAUGUUAGACCACUUCAAUGGCGGUGCCGAAGCUGGUUUUCCAGAGCAUGGUCACAGUGGUCAAGAAACAAUUACCUUAAUGUUGAAGGGAGCUAUGGCACAUGAAGAUUUUACUGGAUCCAAGGGGAUUUUAUACCCUGGUGAUUUACAAUUUAUGACAGCCGGAAAGGGUGUCGUUCAUUCUGAAAUGCCAGUUGCCAUCAACGGUGAAAAUGUUAUCUCUGGUAUGCAAUUGUGGGUAGAUUUACCAAAGAAAUUGAGAAAAACAGAACCAAGAUAUAGAGACUUGAGAUCUUAUGAAGUUCCAGAAGUUGUCGAACAAGAUGGUAAGGUGAAGGUUAAGGUUAUUUCUGGAGAGUCUUAUGGAGUGGAGUCAGCGCAUGAUUUGGCAUAUACUCCGGUUCAAUAUUAUUAUGUCACAUUGAAGCCAGAUGGAACGUAUACUCAAAAGGUUCCUGAAGAUUAUAAUUUCUUCUUGUAUGUGCUUGAGGGAGAUAACUUAGUGGUAAAUGAUGGCACUUCCGUGCCUGCACAUUCUAAUGUUUUCUUCAAGAGAGAUGGAGAUGAAAUCCGAGCUACGAACAAAGCUGAAAAGGAUGGAAAAGAUAUUGAGUUUGUAUUGAUUGGUGGACAAGUCUUGGACCAGGAAUCUGUUCAUUAUGGACCAUUUGUUGCCGACUCGGAGCAGGACAUUUAUGAGACAUAUACAGACUUCCAAUAUGGAAGAAAUGGAUUUGAAAAAAGAAGAACUUGGGAUUCAUUGAUCUCCAAUGGUGUUACAAAAGAUAUGAUAGAGAACCAAUUGAAUGGUAAUCUUGAAAAGAGAAAAGAAGCUGAACAAAAAUAUUUGGAAGAACGGGAAAAGGUAAAAUCGAAGGUUUAAGAUUUGAGUAAAAUGACAUAUAUAUACAUUUCAGUAGGAAAUAAUAAUUGUGAUAUUUAGUUAAUCUGCUUGUAGAAUUAGUUGAGGUGAUGGUACGUUUUAGGCACUUAAGUUCAAGUGAUGUAUUAAUUAAUUUGCUAUAUUAAUCUCUCAAAUACGAAUUUGGGACCUGUAUGACACUCCGUGUUGACUCCCUGUAUGAAUAGAAACACAUCUUCUCAAAGAGGAGAUUUCAACUACAGCGCCGUGCAGCCGCACAAUACCGAUGGAGAGGCUUGUUCCGGCAAACUCAUUACAUGUCCGAAUGCGCGGGCCGUAUCCGUUGGCCAUAAAAUCAUGAGUUUAGCACCUAAAGACAUCUGAUUAGCAAAUUUUAAUAUAUUAUGUCAAGAGACAUACUCCAAAUGAUUGUAACCUACGCUGGCUAAAUGAAUACUGGCAGUAUUCGAAGGACCAGCUUUUGUAUGUAUGUACAAGUUGUGC
This is a messenger RNA of [Candida] anglica, 2028 nucleotides long. The record is from the annotation of a GenBank genome assembly. NCBI's taxonomy places the organism in Eukaryota, Fungi, Ascomycota, Pichiomycetes, Serinales, Debaryomycetaceae.